Molecule: messenger RNA, 1247 nt
Organism: Mastomys coucha (southern multimammate mouse)
Lineage: Eukaryota; Metazoa; Chordata; Mammalia; Rodentia; Muridae
Gene: Prdx5
Product: peroxiredoxin 5
Exons: 6
Coding region: 459-1100 (213 amino acids)
Biological process (GO): cell redox homeostasis; cellular response to oxidative stress; hydrogen peroxide catabolic process
Cellular component (GO): peroxisome; mitochondrion; cytoplasm
Molecular function (GO): thioredoxin peroxidase activity
Source: RefSeq, a predicted model, not a curated record
ACGCUUCGCCGGACCGGAACUGGCCGACUUACGGGAACUUUGCGGGCUUUGCGGCGGCGGCGAGAUGGGAAGGACUGGGUCGGGUCAAGUCCUGAUACCGGAAGCGUUUCUCGGGGAGCUCGCAAAGGCUCACGCCGAGCCCCGCUCGCCGUAAAUCUAUGCAAAUCACAUGCAAACCGGCUGCGUUGUGGCGCUCUGGUUGAGUGCAAAACAAGCCCGUUUGAGGCUGAGCCAGAUUAUCCCCGGUUAAUUGCGGUUAAGGGUCAGAAACUGUCAGAUCGGUACACCCGGCACCUCUUUCUGCAUACAGAUAAGGCGUGUGACCCCGUCGUCAUGCGUCACGGCCCUGCCUCUGUAAGCCGGCGUAGCGGGGGCGGCGUGCCGGGGGGCGGAGCGGCCUGUGCACCCGCCUCCUGUGGGCAGAGCCAUCUGCGGACGACUGCGGCAGCGGGGCGGGUAUGGUACAGCUGGAUCUUCGCGUCCUGGGCAGCAUAGCCGGUUCUGUGCUCCGUGCAUCGACUACCUGGCCGUGCGUGGCAGGCAGAGCAGGCCCGAAAGGAGCAGGUUGGGAGUGUGGCGGGGCCCGCAGCUUCAGCAGCACCGCGGUGACCAUGGCCCCGAUCAAGGUGGGAGAUGCCAUUCCCUCAGUGGAGGUAUUUGAAGGGGAACCCGGAAAGAAGGUGAACUUGGCAGAGCUGUUCAAGGGCAAGAAAGGUGUUUUGUUUGGAGUCCCUGGGGCAUUUACACCUGGCUGUUCUAAGACCCACCUGCCUGGGUUUGUGGAGCAAGCUGGAGCUCUGAAGGCCAAGGGAGCUCAGGUGGUGGCCUGUCUGAGUGUUAAUGAUGUCUUUGUGACUGAAGAGUGGGGUCGAGCCCACCAGGCAGAAGGCAAGGUUCGGCUCCUGGCUGACCCCACUGGAACCUUUGGGAAGGCGACAGAUUUAUUAUUGGAUGAUUCUUUGGUGUCUCUCUUUGGGAAUCGUCGGCUGAAAAGGUUCUCCAUGGUGAUAGACAACGGCAUAGUGAAGGCACUGAACGUGGAGCCGGAUGGCACAGGCCUCACCUGCAGCCUGGCCCCCAACAUCCUCUCACAACUCUGAGGCUCUGACCAGAUGUCCUCUGACUCUCCCGUCUCCGCCACCCGGCUCUAGGCCAAAAGGCUCAGUACCUCCUUACCGGGGGCCACUUAAAUGGAAGCUUGACCACAUUUCUGCAAUAAACAGUUUAAUUUGUGUCUUUGCCUCUGA